AAUUGUUUUAUAAAAUAUUCGGGCAUAGCCUUAGCUACUAAAAAUUCAAAAUAUUUUGCCCAACUAAGCCAAAAGCGUGCUAAAUAAGCUUAAGGUGGAAGCCAAUUGCUCUGCCCUGCCCUUUAGCACAUUUUUCGCUUAGCUUACUGCAAAGGAUACUUGCUGGCGUAUUAGGAAAAGGCAAGGAUACUAGAAUUAACGGGAAUUAUUCUAAAUGAGCUGCUCGCCUAAGUGCAGCCCCAAAGGCUGCUGUGGUGCAUCUUGUUUGCCCUGCUGCGGCGGCGCCUGCGGACCCUGCGGCGGCAGCGGCGGCGGCUCAUGCUGCGGCAACUGCUGCUGUGGUCCGCCGCCAUGCGGAGCGAUCUCCUAUCAGCUGACGAGCGGACCUUGCGGUCCAGUUGUGCCCUGCAUGAAGUGCUUUGGCUGCUGCCAAUGCAACUGCUGUCCGCCGUUCUAUUUUGUGCCCAACAAGUGCGCCUGCUGCUGGGAAUGGGGCUGCUUUGGUCCCUUCUACUGACCUGAGUCUGAGUCUGCGUCGUUGCCUUGUCAUAAGCGCGCUUAACAGUUUUUGGUAAUAUUUUUGAACGCAAUAAAUUGUUGUACUAUGU
Drosophila busckii is the source of this 608-nucleotide messenger RNA. RefSeq names its product keratin-associated protein 17-1. The transcript has a single exon. The coding region runs from base 215 to 517 and encodes 100 amino acids. The record is from RefSeq and is a predicted model, not a curated record. Lineage: Eukaryota; Metazoa; Arthropoda; Insecta; Diptera; Drosophilidae.